AUGAUGUCGGGUGCAGCCGCCAAUGGCCCUGUAACAAUUGCUUCGGUGGAGGCUCAGAGAAAGUUAUCUUCUGAUGAUAUCGUCCAAGAUGACGUCAAAGUGGAAGAGUCCGAGUUGAAAGCCACGGACCUGCCUGCCCUCGCGGCGAAGAAUGAACUCCGUGACUUAGGGUAUCUGCCCGAUGACCAAAAUCUGUUGUUUGGAAAUGCAGCUCCGACGGCCGACAAGUCAGUAUCAGAUCAAACUACCGAGGCCAUAUCUCCAGAGAUGAGAAACGUGUUACGUGUUUUGCCUCCAAAACCCUACACAGAUAUUCUAGUUGAGCGAUACCUGGAAGUCACGAAUUACGGCUACUACUGUUUAUACCCUCCCACUUUCUCACAAGACUACGCAGCAUGGUGGUCCGAUCGAGCCAAGGGUAGGACACUCACACCAGAAUUCACCUGUCUGCUCACCCGAGUCUGCGCAUGUUCAGCUCAGUACCUCGACGUUGAGAUCCAGCAGAAAUUAGAGUCCGAACUGGGUGAAUCUGUCCAGAGCCUUUCAGAAAGCUAUCAUCACGCUGCCAAGCAACUAAGCAACACGAUUCCUCCAGGAAAAGGAGGACUGGCUCAAAUUCAGCAACUCUUUCUUAUGGCGGGUUGGUACAAGUCCGAGUCAUUAUUUGUUGAAUCAUGGCAUGCUUUGACUUGUGCAAUACAUGAGGCUCAGGAACUUGGUAUGCACAAAAGUGCUCCAAGAGCGGGCUUAUCAGAAUUCGACAUUGAAAUGAGACGUCGAAUGUGGUGUCUCUUAUAUGUAUGGGAUUGGCAAAUGUCGUUACUGCUUUCUCGUCCACUCAUUAUCAAUCAACAUUACUGUCCUGUCGAGCUCCCGAAUAUGCAGCUUGAAUGUCACGAUCCCAACAUGGGUCCGCCUUCCCCGUUCUGCCAUAUAGCUUCUCAGUGUGAACUUGGCAAGAUUAUUUCGCGGGUGCCAGAUUUCGGAGAAUUGGUUGAUCCCAUUCAAGCCAACUCCAUCAAAGUGGAUAUAGAUCAGUGGUUCUUGUCUCUUCCACCAGCCUACCGAGAAAUGGAUCCAGAUACACAAUGGGAUACGAAACAUCUCUAUGUACCCCUCCAACGUCACCAACUACAGGCAAUCGGAUACAUGACAAUGCUAUUACCGUUCAAGGCAUUCCUCACCAAGACAUUCGACAGUCGGAGCUCCGAAACGGAGAAGGCACUACGAAGCACAGCCGUCGAUAUUACCGUGCACUUAAUGGACGUUUCUCACGGACUAUUCAAUCAUGUCUACCCGCUAAAUGCCAAGUUCCACCUCGUCACAUUUCUAAUCUUUGAUACCGCUGCAUUCCUAUGCUCCGCAAUGAUUCACGACAAGGACCGCAGUCUCCUGCAACGUGAAAAUAUCAUCCAAAAGAUCAGCCUCGCCUGCUCUCUCAUGCAGAAACUUGCCCAGGUCACCAAAACGGGCGCAAUCUGCUAUCCAGUUCUCGUGAGACUUGCGAAAGGCAUAUCAAAAUCUUCAAAACGAGCUACCUCUAGCCUCGAAAUCACCGGUGCUGGCCCCUCGCCAGAGUUAGAAACGGACUUAUUCCCUCCUUUGGGAUCUAUCUCUACGGAAUCGCCAUCUUCGUCGUUGGCUUCUUUGGGUUCGAAUCAGAUUUUCUGGCCUGCUUCGCUAGAUUUUCCGAUACCAGGAAUGAACACCCCGCCGGUUAUUGGUGUGGGCGACUUUUCAAAUUUGGAAGUUGGUCAGUUUGACCAGAUUUGGGACUGGCAAAAUCUUGACUUGACUUUGUUUCCUGCAUGA
Penicillium cataractarum is the source of this 1812-nucleotide messenger RNA. RefSeq lists its product as uncharacterized. Gene Ontology annotation, cellular component: nucleus. The coding region runs from base 1 to 1812 and encodes 603 amino acids. The transcript is spliced from 7 exons. Gene Ontology annotation, molecular function: zinc ion binding; DNA binding. The record is from RefSeq and is a predicted model, not a curated record. Gene Ontology annotation, biological process: DNA-templated transcription. Lineage: Eukaryota; Fungi; Ascomycota; Eurotiomycetes; Eurotiales; Aspergillaceae.